Molecule: messenger RNA, 622 nt
Organism: Aureococcus anophagefferens
Lineage: Eukaryota; Pelagophyceae; Pelagomonadales; Pelagomonadaceae
Exons: 1
Source: RefSeq, a predicted model, not a curated record
CGACGAGGGCGAGCUCGCGGCGCGGCUCGACUUCGGGGACGCGGAGCCGUCGAGCGACGACGAGGACGACGCCUCGGCGCCGGGCGCGGACACGACCGUCGUCGGCGGCGACCCGGAGCCCGUCGUCCUCGAGGCGCUCCGCGACUACGGCGACGACGGCUCGUUCGUCGGGGACGGCGGCUUCGACAGCGACGCCGGCCACGAGGAGUUCGGCCGGUUCCUCUCCGACACCAACGACGUCGGCGUCGCGCGCGUGAGCCUCGUGCGCCACGACGGCUCGUUCCUGACGAUCUUCCGAGGAAAGGUCUGCAUGGUGCCCGACGUCCACUACUGGGAGAACGACGACUACGACUUCGACCGGCCCUGGGAGAUCCCGCUCCACGAGUUCAAGCAGGACGACGAGCGCAUCCUCUCCAACGCGGCCAUCCUGACGACGGACUGCCUCAAGGAGGACGACGACGCGAACGUCUACCGCGCGAGGGGCAUCGAGCUCCGCUUCCGCUGGGCCCAGGACACGUCCGACUUCAUGCCCUUCGCCUACAACGACCCCUGGCGCACGAAGCAGAUCCACGCCCUCGACAACUUCUACGCCCUCCUCGAGUUCGCGGGGGCGUGGAGGUAG